UUUUCCUUUUCGUGUGGCCGUGUCACCGCGUGGUUCACUGCCGCAUUUUGCAAAUAAUCUAACAAAAUGGCAAUCAGGCCAAUUUACCGCCCUACCAUCGUCAAAAAGAGGACGAAAAGGUUUAUCCGCCAUCAGUCCGACCGAUAUGACAAAAUAAAGCGUAACUGGCGUAAACCCAGAGGUAUUGACAACAGGGUACGCAGGCGUUUCAAGGGACAGUACUUGAUGCCCAACAUCGGUUACGGUUCAGCCAAGAAGACCCGACACAUGCUCCCCAACGGCUUCCGCAAGGUCCUGGUCCACAAUGUCAAGGAGCUGGAGAUCCUCAUGAUGCAGAACAGGAAGUACUGCGCAGAGAUCGCGCACGGAGUCUCCUCUAAGAAGCGCAAGGCCAUCGUCGAGCGAGCCCAGCAACUCAGCGUGAGGGUCACGAACGCUGCUGCCCGUCUCCGCAGCCAGGAGAACGAAUAAACUUAACGCUAGAAUAAAAGUUAUAAAAAAGC
Messenger RNA from Plutella xylostella (diamondback moth), 503 nucleotides. RefSeq names its product ribosomal protein L32 (gene RpL32). Gene Ontology annotation, molecular function: structural constituent of ribosome. The record is from RefSeq and is marked provisional. Lineage: Eukaryota; Metazoa; Arthropoda; Insecta; Lepidoptera; Plutellidae. Gene Ontology annotation, cellular component: ribosome; cytosolic large ribosomal subunit. Gene Ontology annotation, biological process: translation.